AUGCAAAUAAACGACAAGGACGACAGCAUCACCAAGAUCAGAAAUAGAAUUGGAGACAUGAAAGUGCUUGUAGUUCUCGACGAUGUUGAUCAUAAAGACCAGCUCGAUGCGCUGGUCGGCAGCCAGUCAGGUUGGUUCAGUGGCGAAAGCAUAACCAUUGUCACUUGUAGAGAUGAAAGCAUCUCCAAGGGACGACAGAAGGUCAUCUAUAUGGUUCUGGAAUUGGAUCCUGCCCAAUCGCUUAAACUUUUCAGUCAGCAUGCGUUUAAGCAACCCGAGCCAAAAUCAGAUUGGAGAGGUGAAUUGUCGAAGAAAGUUGUGUCAAUUUCUGGUGGGAUACCUCUGUGCCUCCAUAUAUUUGGGAGCCUCUUCUCUGACAAUAAAUCCAUUGAAGGAUGGGAGUCGAAGCUGGAGCAAUUAAAACGGGAUCAAAAUGAAGAAGUCCAUGUUAGGUUAAAAAUAAGCUAUGACAGCCUUGAUACUAAAAAACAGCGGAUAUUCUUGGACAUAGCAUGUUUUCUUAUUGGUUGGGAGGAUUGGGAGCAAGCUUACCCAGGGGAGUUGGAGAGAUGGGAAGUGAGGAAAGAAAAGAAACAAUACGCAAUGCUCAUGUGGGAAGGUUCCAGACUUUACCCAACUGAUGCAAUUGAAGAGUUGCAGUGUAAAUUUCUAAUCAGCAUAAAUGAUGAGCAUGGCACCUUUGAAAUGCAUGAUCAAAUACUAGACAUGGGAAGAAAUAUUGUCAAGCAGGAGCCGGUGGCAACCAGGUUUUGGAAAAAUAACGAAACAUCGCAAAUGCUUCAACGAACAAAGGGAACAGAGAAGGUUGAAGCCAUAACUUUCCACCGUCACGACGGGCAGCAUAAUAUUCCACCUUUGAACAAGAUAUCUUUUAGAAACAUGGAUGAGCUGAUAAUACUUGAUACAAGCUGCGUCAGGAUGGAGGGCUCGUAUCAGGAUCUACCCAAAUCAUUGAAGUUCCUAAGGUGGUGGCAGUGUCCAUUGAAAUCAUUGCCGAUCAUCGACUUCGAUGUUAUGAACAUUGUAGUGGUCGACCUGACAGAGAGCAUCAUAGAGGAGUUUCUAGGUCCAAGUGUGACUAACACGUGGUUUUUUCGUUACCUCCACCCCCAAGAGGUGAACUACUCGCGGACGUUCAGCCAAUUGAAAGUGCUUAUUCUCAAGAAUUGCCAGAACCUCAAGAGCUCCCCUGAUUUUAGGCUGAUUCCAAACGCAACCAAAUUGGUAUUUGAAGGGUGCACCAACUUGGGUCGAGUCCACGAAUCGAUCGGCGAUCUCCAAAGGUUGGCGCGCUUGAACUUGGGAAACUGUCGUUCUCUAAAUAAAACACCUGAUAGCAUCUGUCGCCUAAGUUCUUUGGAGAAGCUCGUCCUGAGAGGGUGUUGGUCACUACAGGAACUACCAGAAGAGAUUGGCAGGUUGACGUCUUUAAAGGUGCUCCAAUUAGGCCCAGGGGAUAUGCAAAGACUUCCGGAGUUUGUUGGCCUGUUGACAAACCUGCAGGAGUUGGAAGCCAUCCUUUGCGAUUUGAAGACAAUCCCAGACAUUUCAAAUUUGCAAGCCCUGCGACGUUUAAGUCUGAGCGGAUGCUUCCAGCUGAUGGAUGUUCCUGGCCUUAGCAAACUGAGACGCCUAUAG
Messenger RNA from Nymphaea colorata (pocket water lily), 1659 nucleotides. Its product is annotated as disease resistance protein Roq1-like. Bases 1 to 1659 code for a protein of 552 amino acids. Gene Ontology annotation, molecular function: ADP binding. The transcript has 2 exons. The record is from RefSeq and is a predicted model, not a curated record. Gene Ontology annotation, biological process: defense response. Lineage: Eukaryota; Viridiplantae; Streptophyta; Magnoliopsida; Nymphaeales; Nymphaeaceae.